Molecule: messenger RNA, 2085 nt
Organism: Acanthosepion pharaonis
Lineage: Eukaryota; Metazoa; Mollusca; Cephalopoda; Sepiida; Sepiidae
Source: the annotation of a GenBank genome assembly
AUGUUGAAUCCAACGGUUCUUCUUCUUUUUCUUUUUUUCGUUUUUCUUCUUUUUCUUUUUCUCUUUUUUCUUCUUUCUUUUUUCUUCUUUUUCUUUUUUACUUUAUUCUUUUUCGUUUUUCUUCUUUUUCUUUUUUCUUCUUUUUCUCUUCUACUUUUUUCCUUUUUUCUCGUUUUUCUUUUUCUUCUUUUUCUUUUUUCUUUUUUCUUCUUUUUCUUUUUUCUUUUUUCCUUUUUUCUCCUUUUUCUUCUUUUCUUUUUCUUCUUUUUCAUUUUUCUUCUUUUUCUUUUUGAUUUUUCUCUUUUUUCUUCUUUCUUUUUUCUUUUUCUUUUUUCCUUUUUUCUUCUUUUUCUUUUUUUCUUUUUUUUUCCUUUUUUCUUCUUUUUCUUUUUUCUUUUUUUUUUUUUUUUUUUCUUUUUUUCUUUUUCUUCUUUUUUCUCUUUUUUCUUCUUUUUUCUCUUUUUUCUUCUUUUUCUUUUCCUUUUUCUCCUUUUUCUUUUUUCUUCUUUUUUCUUUUUCUUCUUUUUCUUUUUUCUCUUUUUUCUUCUUUUUCUCUUUUUUCUCCUUUUUCUUUUUUCUUUUUCUUUUCCUUUUUAUCUUUUUUCCUUUUUCUUCUUGAUGAUCGGCAGAUUGUUUCUAUCUUUCUUUCUUUUUCUUGCUUUUUUCUGCGUCUUUCUUGUUCACUCACUUUUUCUCUCUAUCUUUCGAUUUCUCUAUUUUUUUCUCUUAUACACGCUUUAUAUUUCUCUUGAUUUCUACCACAUUUUUCUCACUUUCACUCGUUCUAUCUCUCCCUUUCUCACUCUCACUCCCUUUUCUCACUCUCGCGUUUUCUCUUGUUCUUUUUCUCGCCUCCUCACUCUCUCUCAUUCUCUCUCUCUCUCUCUCUCUCUCUCUGAGAAUUCUUCUCAUCACUCUCCUCCCACCAGACUCUCUCUCUCUCUCUCUCUCCUCUGUUCUCGCUUAUGCUUCGUCCAUUUUUCUAUCUUAUCCUCUUUGUCUUUCUUCCUCUUCAAUUAUUCUCCCUUCCACGAGUUCUACUACCUUUUCUUCUUUCUCUAUAUCGUUAUCUCUCUUUUCCCCUAUUACUCUUUCAUCAUCCUCUUUUCUCUUUUCCCUCUAUUAUUUCUUGUUCGUGUAACAGCAUUCACCCGGGCCGCUAUCCAUUACUCUUCAUUUCCUUUCACAUUUUCUCAUUCUCUAUCACGUGCCCUCUCUCUCCCCCUCUCUCUUGUAUUAUUCCCUUUUCUUACUUUCCCUUGUUUCUUUCUUGCAUUUUUCUCGUUCUUGCUUUCUAUUCUUUUUGUAUAUAAUUACCCACAUUUAAUUCUUUCUUUUUCAUCUCUCUCUCUUUCCCACUCACUCUCUCUCUCUCUCUCUUUCCCACUCACUCUCUCUCUCUCUCGCUGUCUCUAUGGAUGCAUUUCUUUCACUUAUCUUUUCUCUACUGCGUUCUCGUUCUUUUCCUCUCCCCAUCUCUCUCUCUCUCUCUCUCUCUGUCUCUCUAAUUUUAUCUUCUUUUCUAAAUUGUUCUCACUUGUCUCACCUCUUUUCACUCUCUCUUUUCACUUUUUUCUCUCUAUCUCACCCAGUCAAUCUAUCUAUCUAUCUAUCUAUCUAUCUAUCUAUCUAUCUAUGUCAAUAUGCUCAUAUCUAUUUUAUCUGUACAUAUCUAUCUAUCUAUCUAUCUAUCUAUCUAUCUAUCUAUCUAUCUAUCAGCCUGUUAAUAUCUAUAUCUGUUCAUAUCCACAUUUAUUGAUAUCUAUCAUUUUUUUCAUUUCUAAAUGUGUUCAUAUCUUUCGUUCCUUCUAUCUAUCUAUCUAUCUAUCUAUCUAUCUAUCUAUCUAUCUAUCACUUCGUAACUUCGUCUGUUCAUAUCUAUUUAUCUCAACAUGUUCGUAUCUAAAUGUUAAUAUCUUUCAAUCUAUCUAUCUAUAUGCCAAUAUGCACAUAUCUAUCUAUCUAUCUAUCUAUCUAUCUAUCUAUCUAUCUAUCUAUGUCAAUAUGCUCAUAUCUAUCUAUCUAUCUAUCUAUCUAUCUAUCUAUCUAUCUAUCUAUCUGUCUGACCAGUUCUUAGGUGGCUAA